This is a messenger RNA of Olea europaea var. sylvestris, 1041 nucleotides long. RefSeq lists its product as uncharacterized. Lineage: Eukaryota; Viridiplantae; Streptophyta; Magnoliopsida; Lamiales; Oleaceae. The coding region runs from base 1 to 1041 and encodes 346 amino acids. The record is from RefSeq and is a predicted model, not a curated record. The transcript has 2 exons.
AUGCAUGGCUUCUUCAAGGGUGGGAAAGGUCUUCGACAAAGUGAUCCGUUCUCUCCCUUUUUGUUCGUGCUUUGUCUCGAAUAUUUUUCUAGAAUGAUUAAGGCAUCCACAAAUGAUAGUGAAUUCAAUUAUCACCCCAAAUCUAGCCCCUUAAAGAUAACUCAUUUAGCUUUUGCGGAUGACUUGAUGCUCUUUGCAAGGGGAGAUGUUAUGUCGGUGCAAAUUCUUAUGGAUUGCCUUACCAACUUUGGUUUUGCAUCGGGUUUGAGGAUGAACACUUUAAAAUCCAGCUUGUAUACAGCUAAAAUUUAUGGGUAUGAGCUUGAUAAUAUCAUGGAAGUCACAAAUAUACCGAAAGGUACUAUGCCUUUCCGUUACUUGGGUAUUCCUCUCGCUUCGGAGAAGCUCAAAGUGAGUUGUUAUGCUCUAUUCCUUGAUAAAAUUGCUGAUUAUAUUAGGGCUUGGAAUUGCUCAUCUUUAUCUUAUGCCGCUACAAUUAUCUUAAGAAUUGUUAGCCUAGGCCGGAAAUUUCUUUGGAGAUCCGAGAAGCCUUUGGUGGCGUGGAAGGAUCUUUGCCUUCCAAAGGAUGAAGGGGGCCUCGGGUUGAAAGACUUGAAGAGUUGGAACUUAGCUCUACUUGCUAAAUCUCUUUGGAAUAUCCAACAUAAAAAGGACACUCUUUGGAUACGUUGGGUUCACCUUGUUUAUCUUAAAGGGACUUGCAUUUGGGAUGUUCUACCUAAGAAAGAUCACUCUCCACUCUUCAAAAAACUGCUGGAAAUUAGAGAUCUAUGGCUUAAAAUGGUUGCUGCCCCCCAGUUUCUCGGACAAGGACAACAUGUGAUGCUCGUUCAGGUGGAUGGUGGAAAUAACCUGUUUGUUAAUGAUGCUUUUACCUCAAGUCAGGAUGCUGGUCUUCCUCAAAACAGGGGCCGAUUUCAAGGUAAUUUGGACAGAUUUCAGGGCUGGUCGACAGGUCAAAACAGCAACCGUUUUCUGGGAUUUCUGGACAGUUUUCAUGGCUGGUCGACAGGUGAAUAA